This is a messenger RNA of Melampsora larici-populina 98AG31, 2775 nucleotides long. RefSeq lists its product as uncharacterized. The transcript is spliced from 11 exons. The record is from RefSeq and is a predicted model, not a curated record. The coding region runs from base 1 to 2775 and encodes 924 amino acids. NCBI's taxonomy places the organism in Eukaryota, Fungi, Basidiomycota, Pucciniomycetes, Pucciniales, Melampsoraceae.
AUGCUUUUCAAAUUCAUUGAGUAUUUUUUCUUUCGAAGCUCGUUGGACUAUGCGGUGACCUGGUUUGAAGUGUUGAAUCAAGUGGCGAAGAUCAAUCUUUUCGAUAGUAGUGAGGUCGUAGUCGGGCGUCAUGAAAUGAGUAAGGUGAUGAGGCAAUUAAUUUACACUUCAUUUUGUUUAAGCUACAAUCAAUUGACUUCACCGCCAGACCGACUGAAUCGCCAUGAGGACGAUGCCAACGUUCUUGAUAAACAAGAAGAUUUGGGACCUGGUAUGGAACUCGAUAAUCAAAUUACUGCAUUAGAAAACCAUCCGGCUUCUCACGAGGAAAAUACAAUGAUGUUUGACGAACCAGAGGGUCUCAGUUCUGAUAUGAAACUCGAUGAAGCUACUACAUCAGCAGAACAUCCGACUUCCUAUGUGGUAGAUACGAUCCCAGUCUUGGCGGAAUCUGAGGAAUCCAAUUUGGAACAUCUUGGUCCACUCAAUAUGGAAAAGCCCACCGAUGCCACAUCUAUCACCCAUCCUAUGCCACUUGACGCUCCAAGCCUGAACCAACAAAUGAUUGAUUCAACCAGCCAACACCAUACAAACGCACUCACUGAUUCUACCUCAUCAACCAUGGAUACCGACUCACCUGGCCCCCCAACAAAUAUAACCCCCUCGAAACGUAUUCUCAGUGCUAGCAAAACUAAUUCAGAAUGUACUACUUUUGCAACAAAUUCAAAACAUUGCUCUAACUGGUGUCGUCGUUAUACUAAAAAUGAAGAUCUAUCCCACAUUAACCAGCACGAUCCCAUGCAACACCAUUGUACCCGCGAUUCUGAGUCCACGAUCCCUGCGCAAUCAACUUCUCAUGAGUCCACGAUCCCUACGCAAUCAACUUCUCAUGAGUCCACGAUCCCUGCGCAAUCAACUUCUCAUGAGUCCACGAUCCCUGCGCAAUCAACUUCUCAGAAUCCAUACAAUCAAAGCUACACUCCUCAAGGCGGCGACUCUAAUCCCCGCAUGGGAUUUCACCAAUUCAACCCUACUCUGACUAAUACCCCGGCAUAUUCUGGUCCACAAGCAUUUGGCUGGCAUCCACAGCAGCUUCCAGUUUAUCCUAUCUCGAUGGGCCUCGGAGCAACUUAUCCAAAUAUGCCUGUUAUUCAGACCACUCCCAUUUCACACCCACAAGGCUCCGGGACACCCUUCAUUUUAUUUCCGCCAUCAUCUAAUUUCAAUCCAUACACUCAGAACAUGCCGCCUCAUCUUGCCUCCGAAGUUGCAACCAGUCACCCACCUUUCAACUUACCAAGACCAACUGAGAACAUAAGCAACCCUUCAGAAAUCAACAUGAGCAACCCGUCACAUACCUCAACAACAUCUGCAACUCUUGACCUUGGAGAUUCAACACGUCACACAACUGCCAAUUCAGGUGACCCUUCACGCACCUCAAUUCAACGCCAGUCAAGCACCUCAACCCGUCAGCAGUCAUCAUCAGCUUCAGGACGCUCUCUAGAGGUACCUCAAUCCACAUCACAGCGCUCACACUCUCCAGCUCAUAGCUUGACUGAUGAUCGACCAUCACAACUAUUCAGAGAAUCAUCACACUCACGAAGCUCAUCAUCUCACUCAUCACAACGUACAACAACCUCUGCACGUCGCGAUCGGUCUACACGAGCCUCUGGAGAAGCCUCAACAUCACGACGAAGCCCUUCACCUUCACCAGAACGAUCUGAUGUGUCAUCUAGUGAAGAAUCUGAUGAAUCUAACAGCGGCUCCGAAAGCGACCUCGAUGUGCAUCAAAGACAACACUAUCAGCGUCAAGCAGCCCAUUCUCGUUCUAAGAUUACCAAAUCACGACGCGAUGGUGUUCGGUUUGAGAAGCUCACUGAAGAUCAAGGGCCUUCCAAAAAUGAGCAGCUAUCAAUUUGUAUUCAGGAUUACUGUAAACUUCUUCUAGGUGUCACACGUAAAGUUCGGGGUCAAAGGAGAACAUCAACACUUCCCAGCCCACCAUCUGAAACGGAAAUUAGCAAAUGGGAGAAACGCAAGAAGGAUCGGAAGACAAGCAUUGCAGAACGUAUCAAGAAAGAACGAGAAAGGUUUUUAAAGUACAACCCGGCCCCUAAACGCGCGGAGCUGAAAUUGAUUGAAGAAGAAGCGACCAAAAAAGCUGUUCAAAAACUCAAACCGGCAAUCUUUACUUCGCGUGUUUCCUCUCGAAACUCUACCAAAUUCUCAACCACCACAUCAAAUAAGGAGAACGAUCCGGGUUACAACUCCAUGAACGAUGUUGAUGAUGAUAAAGAGGCAAGGGAUAAGAUUAGCCGGGCUAACUCAAGGAAGCGUGUAUCUACACUUCGAGCUGAAACCUUCAAGAAGUAUUUUCCAGACGAACGCCAACUACAUCUCAUCAUUUUGGAUUCCAGGGUUCACUCUGAGGAUGAACUCGAUAAAGACAACCACCAAUUUCGACGGAAGCUGCCUUGGAGGAAGGAGGAUUUUGACACUUUACUCAAUUUGCUUGGUGAGCUAUGCAUUCACUUGAGAAUGGAUCCUCGGGGUGAAAGUAUUGCGACCAAAGCUUUACGCCGAGGAGAUCAUGUCGAGAUGAGUGAAGAGGACAAAAGUAGAUCGUUCCCUCCAAAGAAGUUACCGAGAUCUUUGGUGAGGGACGAUUAUGUAACGAAGUACCUCACAAUGGCUCGACAGUCGGAACUUGCGUUAUCACCAGAUGAGUUUGAUCUUAAGGACAUGAUUGCCAAGUUGAGACGGCAGAUGUCAUGA